This is a messenger RNA of Balaenoptera acutorostrata (minke whale), 5221 nucleotides long. It is a transcript of the gene SLC28A2, whose product is annotated as solute carrier family 28 member 2. The record is from RefSeq and is a predicted model, not a curated record. Gene Ontology annotation, biological process: nucleoside transmembrane transport; retina homeostasis. Gene Ontology annotation, molecular function: purine nucleoside transmembrane transporter activity; nucleoside:sodium symporter activity. The transcript is spliced from 19 exons. Bases 783 to 2765 code for a protein of 660 amino acids. NCBI's taxonomy places the organism in Eukaryota, Metazoa, Chordata, Mammalia, Artiodactyla, Balaenopteridae. Gene Ontology annotation, cellular component: membrane.
CCCGCGAGAUCCCACCGCUUCAUUACCGAGGUGCGGGUGUUCUGCGCGUUCCCCUUACUCCGCAUCUCGAAGGAAGUUGUGCGGCUGGGUCCGAACUGAUUUUACUUCUUGUGGGAUUUAAGAGACGGCCCCAUUCCUAGCAAGAGCCCAUUCAGAUAGCGUGAGCGCCAGGACACGGUGGGUGUGAGAGGGACGCAGCACCGCCAUUCGGACGACCCCCGGGCCUCACAUUCGUACAGGCUGCGGGAGAGUCCCGGUCGUAGGCCUGGCCUCCUAGGAGUCCUUUAGUUUGCAGAGGACUUUCAUGUCCUCUCUUUCACGGGCCGUGCGGACGACCAGCAGAGACCUCGGCCGGGAGUCCACGGCGCCCCUACUCCACUUCGGGCUGGGCGCCAGGGCCAGAGGGGCCUGGUCGACAGUGAGCGGCUUGGGAAGGCGAGAGCGGCAGCCACCUAGACGAGGACGACACUCAAUGACGCGCCCCUCGUGGCGUCCCAGUAGCUCGCCGUGAUCGUAUAGUGUUGGGUGUUAUCAACUGUACCUGCAUUUAAAAGAAACUUGGAUCUGCUGGAAAAGUGAGAUGAGUGCUGUAGGCUGCAUUUAGAAGAUGAACAUGGAUUUUUCACACCUUCUAGAGGAAAAAGAAAGAGGGAAGAGGAAGGGCAAGAGAAGACAGAUGUGAUCACUGGCAUCAUUUCACCUGGACUGAAUGCUAGGCUCUGUGCCUUUAACUAUACCUGGGCUUGACCCCAGAACUGGCAAUUUUCUAAGGAGAACAGGAGAUGGAGAAAACAAAUGGGAGAGAGGGCAUUGCUCUGUCCACAGUGGAGACUGGCAUAGAGAACCCAGGGCUGGAGCUUAUGGAAGAAGGAAUAAAUCCUGAGGGAACCAGGAAGACUGAAGAGCAAGGACACAGCCUUGGGGAUGGAUUGGAACCUCCCACUCAACAGAGAUACAGGAGGAACCUACAGCCUUUCACCAGGGCAAGAAGUUUCUGUAAGACACAUGCUGGCUUGUUCAAGAAGAUCCUGCUGAGCCUGUUGUGUUUGGCUUAUGCUGCCUACUUCCUGGCAGCUUGCAUCUUGAAUUUCCAUAGGGCACUGGCCUUGUUCGUCCUCACCUGUUUGGUGCUUUUAGUCCUGGUUCACCGCUUUCUGAAAAGGUUCUUUGGUGAAAAGUUAACGAGAUGUCUGAAGCCCCUUGAAAACUCCUGCCUGAAGCUUUGGAUGAAAGGUGUGUUCGUGGGAGUCUUCUUGGUUGGCCUUAUCCUGUGGCUGGUUCUAGACACAGCCCAAAGGCCAGAGCAGCUGAUCUCCUUCACAGGAAUCUGCAUGUUCACCCUCAUCCUCUUUGCCUGCUCCAGACACCACAGUGCAGUGUCCUGGAGGACAGUGCUUUGGGGCCUAGGUCUUCAGUUUGUCUUUGGGAUCUUGGUCAUCAGAACUGAUCCUGGAUUUAAUGCAUUUCAAUGGCUGGGAAACCAGAUUCAGAUUUUCCUCAACUAUACUGUGGCUGGCUCCAGUUUUGUUUUUGGGGAUAUGCUGGUCAAGGAUAUCUUCGCUUUUCAGGCCUUACCGAUCAUCCUUUUCUUUGGAUGUGUGAUGUCCAUUCUUUACUACCUGGGCUUUGUGCAGUGGGUAGUUCAGAAGAUUGCCUGGUUUUUGCAAAUCACCAUGGGCACCACUGCCACAGAGACCCUGGCUGUGGCAGGAAACAUCUUUGUGGGUAUGACAGAGGCACCUCUGCUCAUCCGUCCAUACCUUGCAGACAUGACGCUUUCAGAAGUCCAUGCAGUGAUGACUGGAGGGUUUGCCACCAUCUCAGGCACUGUCUUGGGAGCCUUCAUAUCCUUUGGGAUUGACGCGUCAUCCUUGAUUUCUGCCUCUGUGAUGGCUGCCCCUUCUGCUCUUGCUUUGUCAAAGCUGGUAUAUCCAGAAGUGGAGGAGUCCAAGUUCAAGAAUAAGGAGGGGGUAAAAUUGCCCCGUGGGAAGGAGAAGAGUGUUCUGGAAGCUGCCAGCAAUGGAGCCACAGAUGCCAUAGGCCUUGCUGCUAACAUAGCAGCCAACCUGAUUGCCUUUUUGGCCGUGUUGGCCUUCAUCAACGCUGCCCUCUCCUGGCUAGGGGAACUGGUAGACAUACAGGGGCUCACUUUUCAGGUCAUCUGCUCCUAUAUCCUAAGGCCCAUGGUUUUCAUGAUGGGUGUCGAGUGGGCAGACUGUCCGAUGGUGGCUGAGAUGGUGGGGAUCAAGUUCUUCACGAAUGAGUUUGUGGCCUAUCAGCAACUGUCUCAGUACAAAAACAAACGUCUCUCUGGAGUGGAAGAGUGGAUUGGAGGCGAGAAACAGUGGAUUUCUGUGAGAGCUGAAAUCAUUACAACAUUUUCACUCUGUGGAUUUGCCAAUCUUAGUUCCAUAGGAAUCACACUGGGAGGCUUGACAUCAAUGGUACCCCACCGGAAGAGUGACUUGUCCAAGGUUGUGGUCAGUGCCCUCUUCACAGGGGCCUGUGUAUCCCUUAUCAGCGCCUGUAUGGCAGGAAUCCUCUAUGUCCCCAGGGGAGCUGAAACUGACUGUCUCUCCUUCCUAAACACAAGUUUCACCAAUCGAACCUAUGAGACCUAUGUGUGCUGCAGAGAGCUCUUUCGGAGUACCUCUCUGAAUGGAACCAACCCUCCUUCUUUUCCUGGUCCCUGGGAAGAUAAAGAGUUCAGUGCCAUAGCCCUUGCUAAAUGCUGUGACCUCUACACCAAUGCUGUCUGUGCCUAAAGCUGGUCCAUUUCCGUAACAGUCCUGAUCUGGAUGGCUUUUUGAUGGCAAAGUUAUUUUCGUACUCAGAGUUCUCAUUCUACAGCUAACUCACCUUGAUCUUUAAUAGUAAAUGUAAAAUAUUCAUUUUGGUUCACUGUAUAUCAGUAAUGAAAAUUAGCCCUCGUUUUUCCAUUAUUUGGCUGAACCAAAUAAAUUCCUUAUGGGCUCUGUCUGAGCUUAGAGUUGAAAUAAUAAAUAUUACCAUGUCAAAAAAUGUCUUGCAAACCUUGCUUCUAGUUGCCAUCUUAAAAAUUAUGUGAUGUGUGCCAGAACUCUUCUAUAUAUGUUCUGGUAAAACAAAUAUGGGAGGCAGGCACAGUCUGCCUUGGAGUUUGAUGAGUAUCAUUCCUCUCUGCCCCUUACUGAAAGAAGACGUAUGCAGGCAAGUUAUUCAAAAUCUUGUACCAGUUUUCUUAUCGUAAACUGGGAAGAAUGAUGUUUGCCCUGUUCACUUCAAGAUUAUAAUAAUCAAAGCGGUGUGUGGAAGUUCUUGGAAGAUGUAAAGUGUGUUUCAUGACUCUGUCCUAAAGAUGCUACCAGAAAACUACUAGAGCUAAUCAAUGAAUUUGGUAAAGUAGCAGGAUACAAAAUUAAUGCACAGAAUUCUCUUGCAUUCCUAUACACUAAUGAUGAAAAAUCUGAAAGUGAAAUUAAGAAAACACUCCCAUUUACCAUUGCAACAAAAAGAAUAAAAUAUCUAGGAAUAAAUCUACGGAGACAAAAGACCUGUAUGCAGAAAAUCAUAAGACACUGAUGAAAGAAAUUAAAGAUGAUACAAAUAGAUGGAGAGAUAUACCAUGUUCCUGGAUUGGAAGAAUCAACAUUGUGAAAAUGACUCUACUACCCAAAGCAAUCUACAGAUUCAAUGCAAUCCCUAUCAAACUACCACUGGCAUUUUUCACAGAACUAGAACAAAAAAUUUCACAAUUUGUAUGGAAACACAAAAGACCCCAAAUAGCCAAAGCAAUCUUGAGAAAGAAAAACGGAGCUGGAGGAAUCAGGCUCCCUGACUUCAGACUAUACUACAAAGCUACAGUAAUCAAGACAGUAUGGUACUAGCACAGAAACAGAAAUAUAGAUCAAUGGAACAGGAUAGAAAGCCCAGAGAUAAACCCACGCACAUAUGGUCACCUUAUCUUUGAUAAAGGAGGCAAGAAUAUACAGUGGAGAAAAGACAGCCUCUUCAAUAAGUGGUGCUGGGAAAACUGGAAAGCUACAUGUAAAAGAAUGAAAUUAGAACACUCCAUAACACCAUACACAAAAAUAAACUCAAAAUGGAUUAAAGAUCUAAAUGUAAGGCCAGACACCAUCAAACUCUUAGAGGAAAACAUAGGCAGAACACUCUAUGACAUAAAUCACAGCAAGAUGCUUUUUGACCCACCUCCUAGAGAAAUGGAAAUAAAAACAAAAAUAAACAAAUGGGACCUAAUGAAACUUCAAAGCUUUUGCACAGCAAAGGAAACCAUAAACAAGACGAAAAGACAACCCUCAGAAUGGGAGAAAAUAUUUGCAAAUGAAGCAACUGACAAAGAAUCUCCAAAAUUUAUAAGCAGCUCAUGCAGCUCAAUAUGAAAAAAACAAACAACCCAAUCCAAAAAUGGGCAGAAGACCUAAAUAGACAUUUCUCCAAAGAAGAUAUACAGAUUGCCAACAGACACAUGAAAGAAUGCUCAACAUCAUUAAUCAUUAGAGAAAUGCAAAUCAAAACUACAAUGAGAUAUCAUCGCAUACCAGUCAGAAUGGCCAUCAUCAAAAAAUCUACAAACAAUAAAUGCUGGAGAGGGUGUGGAGAAGAGGGAACCUUCUUGCACUGUUGGUGGGAAUGUAAAUUGAUACAGCCACUAUGGAGAACAGUAUGGACGUUCCUUAAAAAACUACAAAUAGAACUACCAUACGACCCAGCAAUCCCACUACUGGGCAUAUACCCUGAGAAAACCAUAAUUCAAAAAGAGUCAUGUGCCAAAGUGUUCAUUGCAGCUCUAUUUACAAUAGCCAGGACAUGGAAGCAACGUAAGUGUCCAUCAACAGAUGAAUGGAUAAAGAAGAUGUGGCACAUAUAUACAAUGGAAUAUUACUCAGCCAUAAAAAGGAACGAAACUGAGUUAUUUGUAGUGAGGUGGAUGGACCUAGGGACUGUCAUACAGAGUGAAGUAAGUCAGAAAGAGAAAAACAAAUACCGUAUGCUAACACAUAUAUAUGGAAUCUAAAAAAAAAAAAAAGGUCAUGAAGAACCUAGGGGCAAGACGGGAAUAAAGAUGCAGACCUACUAGAGAAUGGACUUGAGGAUACGGGGAGGGGGAAGGGUAAGCUGGGACAAAGUGAGAGAGUGGCAUGGACAUAUAUACACUACCAAACGUAAAAUAGAUAGCUAGUGGGAAGCAGCCGCACAGCACAGGGAGAUCAGCUCGGUGCUU